Messenger RNA from Saprolegnia diclina VS20, 1515 nucleotides. RefSeq lists its product as hypothetical. The coding region runs from base 1 to 1515 and encodes 504 amino acids. Gene Ontology annotation, biological process: peptidyl-proline hydroxylation to 4-hydroxy-L-proline; intracellular signal transduction. Gene Ontology annotation, cellular component: endoplasmic reticulum. Gene Ontology annotation, molecular function: iron ion binding; L-ascorbic acid binding; procollagen-proline 4-dioxygenase activity. The record is from RefSeq and is a predicted model, not a curated record. NCBI's taxonomy places the organism in Eukaryota, Oomycota, Saprolegniomycetes, Saprolegniales, Saprolegniaceae. The transcript is spliced from 6 exons.
AUGGCGUUGACGGAGCGCAAGGGACGCACGCCUCAUACGAGCGCCACUGCGCCCAAGGCCGUUGCGCCGACAGCAGCGCCGACCUCCGGUGCAUGGACCUCGACUCUCGUGCUGCUCGUCGCCGUGCUUGCCCUGGGCGCGUCCCUCUGGCUCGUUCCGCACGACCAGCACCCGAUCUUUCCGUCACGGCUCCUGUCGACGCACAACCAAACGUGGAAGACCGUGGUCGUCUACGACAAUGGCAAGUCUGUCGGCGGUGUGCGCCUGUCGCUCGAGCCAUCCCACGUACCGUCGGGCGCGGCGCUGGCAGCAUACCUCUCGGAGCACAUUGCUGUCGAUGGCAUUCGGCUCGUGGGCGAGCCCGACGACGUCCGCAUCGUAGCCGACCGCGUCUUUACCGGCACGGGCCGCCUCGUGACGUCGUUCGACGACAUUCGCGAUGGCGACCGCCUCUACUUGGUGGCGCCCGGCCUUCUCUUUGUGUGGCCGUUUGUCAAGCUAGGGCACCGCGUGCACAUUCGUGCCGAGAUGAGCCCGACCAACCGCGACAUGAUCCUCGAGUCGUUUAGCGAGAGCCCACGCGUGUUUCACGUGCACGAUUUCUUCACCAACGACGAAGCCGACGCGCUGAUUGCUCGCAUCUUGACAAUUGACGGCGAGCACGACAAGCUGCAGCAGUCGCACGUCGGGCACAAAAGCCGCGCCAAGGUCGUCUCAAGCCACCGCACGUCCGAGAACGCGUUCGAUCAAGUGUCGGCGCCGGCCCUCGCGAUUCGGAAGCGGUCGUUCGACUUGCUGCGGCUUCCGACGUACCAAGACGACAUGUGCGACGGCCUCCAGCUGCUGCGAUACCAGCAAAAGCAAGCGUACAUUGCCCACACCGACUACUUUGCGUCGGGCACGAGCGACGACUGGAACUGGAACCCGAAAACCGGCGGCUCCAACCGGUUCGCGACAGUGUUCUUGUACCUCUCGAACGUCACAAGCGGCGGGCAGACGGUCUUUCCGCUCGCCGAUAUGCCGGAAGGCCAUGUGCACCUGCCGCUGCAUCCCGACGCGCACGCGCUCUUUCCCAAAGACAGCUGGGAAGCCGACAUGGUCCAGAGCUGCAGUUCACGGCUGGCGUCGUACCCGAUGAAGACGCACGCCAUCCUCUUUUAUAGUCAAAAGCCCAACGGCGAGCUCGAUCCGCGCUCACUCCACGGCGGCUGCCCCGUCCUUGACGGGACCAAGUGGGCUGCAAACCUCUGGGUGUGGAACAAGCGGCGGUACGGCCUCGACGAUACGCGCGCCGACACGAUCAAGGUUGUGUUUGUCAACCCGACGGACGGCCCCGUGGAUCUCUUUUGGUCCGAUACGAAGCUGGCGACCAUCAAAGCCCAUGGAGAGCAGCCCUUCUCGUCGUUCCACGGGCACCACUGGACAAUGAAGGACAGUACGUCGGGCAACGUGUUGCAUUCGACCGCGCUCGACAAGGCUCUCGGCGACGCCCAAACGAUCACGAUUGCCGUGUAG